GGCACCUGACGGCGGUCCGGGCGGCCUCAGGGUGGCCGAACACCCGCCGACCCGGGACUGCAGCGGCUCCGACCACCCGCCGACGCCGCUCAGCCCGAGCUGCCGCCGAGCUGUCAACAGCUGGGGACAAGAAGCCGAACGCCGCAGCUGUCGCCGCGGCUGAAGCUGUCGCAGCGGCUGUCCAGUGGGCUGCAGCUGUCGCAGCGGCUGUCCAGUGGGCUGCAGCUGUCGGCGCGGCUGUCCAGUGGGCUGUAGCUGUUGGUGCUAGCGGUAGCUGUCCCGCGGGCUGACUCCGCAGAGCGUCAGCCUCCGCCAUACGUGAGCACCAUUUCUGGUGUCUGCGGCGCGACCGACGAUGGGAAACAAGAAGUCACGCGCGACAGGGAGCUCCAACCAGGCCCGUGGCCAGGAACUUCGGACAUCUGAUCCCUAUCGGACAGAAAUUGCCAUGGUGGCGACGGAAGCUCUGGUAAAGACAUUUAAAGACAGCAAGAAUGAAAGGGUUGAUGACCAAUCGCCUGCACCCGAAAAUGCUGACAUACUUAAGCAGAAACGUGAAAGAGAUGAACAGCUUGAGGAUUACCGCUACAAGCUGAAACUUCAAGAAGAGCAAAUAGCUGCACUUCAGAGACAAAUGUUACUAGAACAGCAACAAAAGAAAGGAAUGUUUGAAAUGCAGCCAGAACAAAAUGAAGAGACGAGAUCAAAAGGAGCCGAAAUGCGAGGGCGGCAAUGUGAGGAGGAACAAAGCAAACAUGAUCAGGAAGCUGCUGAACCACGGCCAGAAAAAGCGAUGCAGAUGCAGGGAGCAGCAGGUGAACAUUUGAAGCCCAGCGUCGGCGAGAAACGGCGGCGAAUGGUGUAUGAAGCCCCGAGGAACCGGCCAGAAGAUGAACAGCAGCGAGACCGAGGCCUUAAAGAGAGGGAAGUGCUAGAGCUGGAAGACGAAUCAAAGAGAAGUGAAAUUGCAGGAAGAAGUUCUAACGUGCAAGAAAACGCGGCUCAAACAUUUCAAUCCAAUCAAUGUCGAGUUGGAACUAAAAAUGGCAAAAGCCAGUCUACAGACGGAAAAGAAAAUGACAAAAUAAAACCAAAACAGGGUGUAAAUGAUGUUGAAGCUCGGGUCGGACAAGAACAGCGUAAGCGAGACGAAGAAGUUCGCAAACGCAGAGAACAGCAGCUCAGUACUAUAAGAGAGCAGGAGAGACAGUUUCAAGCGCAAAAGCGAAAAGCUGCUUUAGUUGAAGAAAAACAAUUAUUAGUUGAAAAGCAGCGCAAUGCAAAACUGAACGCUCGACUCAUGCGACAGAGCUUAAAUCAGCGAUUGAAGGAGAACCAACAGAAAACUGCGCGCCUCAAGGAGCAUCGGAAGGACUUCUUUGACGUCGCAACUCGCGUGCUCAAGUCGAAUUCAGCGGUGGAGGCCGAGUUCACGCGACGGUACCUGUUGGAGAGGCUGGAGGAUUUGAGCGAGCUGGCGAGACGGCGAGAUCAGAGCGCUGAUGAGGAGCUGUUAGCGGGAAGCACCCUCCCAAACGUCUGCAACAACUACAGCUCUGCCGCAGGCUGCAUGGACACAGGGUGCCAAAGCUUGCAUAUCUGUCGACGCUUCUGGGAGGGUACUUGCAGCAACGGACUGGACUGUCGCUACAGUCACUCCUUAACAACAGUGCACAACCAGGGCGUCUGCGCUUUGUUUGAACAGGCUUCUGCUCGGGAGCUGGUGGUAGCACAACAGCCGAACGGGACCUCGGGGGAGAGCGGAAGUCCUGCAGCUGAUGGCUCCGCUGAAAACAGGGGGAUAUGUCGCAUGGAUAUCUCCAACAUGAUGCAUAUGUCAAGACAGCCGGAGGCGGACUGCAGUGUGACCGGGGACUGCGGGGCGAGUGCGGCGCUCCGCGAGGGACACAGACCGUCUGACCGCCGCCAGCCGACCUCCGCCAGUGACGUCAGCCCGGAGCCGGCGCGGGACAGACAGAGGAGCCAGUGGGGCGCGACUAAUGAGAGUCGGAGAGUCACUCUCAGCUCCCGUGAGAACGGCGCCGUUCCUCGCGCACCAGUGUCGGGAGCAGCAGCUGCUGCUGUGUCGGGAGCUGCUGCUGCUGUGUCGGGAGCUGCUGCUGCUGUGUCGGGAGCUGCUGCUGCGCUCAGGCCGCCCUCCUCCGGCGGCGGCGGUCUGUCGGAGGAGCUGCGCUGCCCCGUCUGUCUGGACCUGUUCCGCAGGGCCACCACCCUCGGCUGUGGCCACACCUUCUGCGCCGUCUGCCUGGCCGAGACCCGGGACCGGGGCGACGACCGGUGCCCGCUCUGCCGGGUCACUAUCACCUCCGCCAUCCGGUCCGUCACCCUGAACAGCAUCGUCAGGAGCGUUAUCACCGCGGCAGCCGCAGAGGGGCGCUGGUGACCGACUUCAGAUGGCGCCACCGCCCAGUGUACAUAUCUCGGCUGUGCCGUGAGCUAGCAACUGUUUGAUUUGUGGCCAACAGCUGAUCGACGCGUGGCCAACAGCUGGUGAUUUGACGCGCGUCUAUCAAACGGCGCAAUGAACGAACGGUGUUGUCAGUGGCAUUCAUUAUCAUUUAUAUUAUUUUUAUAAUUUAGUCCGAACCUUUUAACGGAAUGAUUCACAAGGACUGAGCCCCCCUUAAGCGAAGCUUGUUGCGUUGACCCUGCCCUCUACCCUCCGAUCGCGCAAUUCCGGUUCUAUGGUAGAAUUUGGAGUCGAAAGUUUAACGUGUGCACAUAGCCGCGCACGCACAGUGAUGCAAAUGGGGUUCACGAAUGGCCAUAAAUACCGGAAAGGUCCAAAAUUCAAGUUCACCUAAUGAAAUAAAUCGCAAUAUGGCCAGUCAGGCAAAUGUUUAGGGUGUUCUUAAAACAUGAUUUUCAUGUUAUUGUCAAAGCCGGCCUCGUGCAUGAUUGUCAGAAGUCGUGACAUUUUCUAUGUCAUAAAAUGAUUGUUAGAUACUCGCAAGUUCAAACGCCGCUAGCGUGCGGUCAUUUCAUACAAAUGGCAAAAAAUUAUACAUGGCAAUGCAUAAAUUAUACGACACCCGACCGCGCCGGACAAAAAAACUUCAAUAGCGCCCUGAUCUUCAAUAGCGCCCAAUACGGGCACACACUGUGUUAACUGUUGUAGGUGAAACGAAAGCAAAUAAUUUUAAGUAAAAAAACUGCGAUUGCAACAUGACAGAUGGUUAGAUCACCGCCAAACCAAGAGAUACGAACAGACAUUAGGGAUUAUUGCCAUGUAUAGUUUUUGCAGUUUGUAUGAAAUGAACGCACGCUAGCGGCGUUUGUACUUGUAAGUACCUGCCGGCUGCCAGUCAUUUUACGACAUAGACAAUGUCAUGACUCAUGACUUCUGACAAUCAUACACGAGGCCGGUUUUGACAAGAACAUGAAAACUAUGUGAUUUCAGAUGCCCCAAACAUUUCGUUGGUUGGCCAUAUCGCGAUUUACUCUGAUUGGUGAACUUGACUUUUUGGUAUUUAUGGCCACUCGUGAACCCCAUUUGCAUCACUGUGGCACGGCCGGUCCCCUCACAAAAUUCGCCUGGCUACGGCCUGCCACCAACCGCGACCAUAUCUAUCAGGAGGCCCAUAAACGUCAGCGCCCGUCGCGCUUCAAACCCGGACUGUUGUAACCGGGAACGCGUGCUCGCAGUCCAACGCUCUACCGACUGAGCUACGGCACCGGCCAAAGAAUUAUGUAUCAUUUGUAUUCAUUUGCUAAUUGCUAUCCGUUUAUUUUCUGAUUUCUGAUAUCGACUGUUCUCUUUCAGAAUUACGUACAAUGCAAAUACACAUAUAUAAACUGAC
This is a messenger RNA of Amphibalanus amphitrite, 3821 nucleotides long. RefSeq names its product trichohyalin-like. Gene Ontology annotation, biological process: double-strand break repair. The record is from RefSeq and is a predicted model, not a curated record. The transcript is spliced from 6 exons. Gene Ontology annotation, molecular function: nucleosome binding; ubiquitin-protein transferase activity; metal ion binding. NCBI's taxonomy places the organism in Eukaryota, Metazoa, Arthropoda, Thecostraca, Balanomorpha, Balanidae. Gene Ontology annotation, cellular component: site of double-strand break; nucleus. The coding region runs from base 356 to 2404 and encodes 682 amino acids.